This is a messenger RNA of Gongylonema pulchrum, 393 nucleotides long. Lineage: Eukaryota; Metazoa; Nematoda; Chromadorea; Rhabditida; Gongylonematidae. The record is from the annotation of a GenBank genome assembly.
AUGGUCAAGAGCUACCGAUCAUGGUACUUGAACGUUGAGGGAGAACAGGCGGUACCGCAAAAUCCACGCAAUACGAGGGGGCAAGAACACGAGAGAGGAAUACCGGAAAAACCAAUGCAGUGGGCAACCGUAGGACUUUUUGCAACAAAAAUUGGCCCAAAUAUUGGGGAAAAAGCCUGGGCCAUCAAGAAAUCCAAAAAAGAUAAUUGCUCUACGAAAAAUUUCACAUUGUUGCAAGAGGUAAAAGUGCCGGAAAGCUGGGGUGCAGCGGCACUUUUUGGAGUAGUACUUGCCAAGCGCAUCGAUAAAAGGGCCUGGGAGCAAGAUGUUGGCAUCUACAGGAGGAUAGUACUUGAGCCAUGGGUGAACGACCGCUUCUGCAAAAACAAGUAA